AUGGAGCUGUUUGUUUCAACUGUGAAAAGUCUCACAGAGAACCUGAUGCAGAAACAGUCAACAGGUUAUGAUGAGGUGAUAGAAAAACUAUUCUCUGAAGUCUCUGGCCCAGAGGAUUGCCCCAAAAUACCAGACCCACAGCUUGAGGAGUGUGCCAUCCAGCUGUGGAACUGGGCAGUUACCAAGAAUGUGGGCACCACUAUCAGUAAAAAUCAGAAGGCCAAAGUGCGUCAUGUCGCAUGCACUCUGCUGUACCGCUGUGAGCCUGAGAAUCCAACAGAGGGCGUCAUCCGCAAGCAGAUCCUGAUGGCCAGCAAAACAGGAAGAACCUGGCUGGAAUGCAAAAAUCCCCAGAUGGCAGAUAACUUCUUAAGGCUUGCUGUCAAGAGUCUGGAAACCCUCUAUGGCCAACUGACGUCCAGAGGUGAUGGAACCGCUGACAUCACUUCAUCAAAGGGGGAUGUAGAGAAGGAUUUGCUUCGAAUUCUCUCAUGCCAGGCAGAAUCGGCCAUAAGUCAAGGGAAUAACCAUGAGGCUGUGGUCUAUAUGCAGCGCUGUAAAGACAUGCUGCUGCGGCUACCAAAAGAUACUGCAUACAUCUCCCUCAUGUGCUACAACUUUGGAGUGGACACUUACAAUCUGGGAAGGUUGGAGGACAGUGCAUUUUGGCUCAGCCAAAGCUAUGACAUCGGGAAAAUGAAUGUGAAAUAUGCCCCUGAAUCUGAACUCCAGGCCAAGGUUUUGAGGCUCCUUGCCACUGUCUAUUUAGAGUGGGACUGUCAGAGGUUUCAGGAGAAGGCGCUUAAUGCUGUCAGCUUAGCCAAUAAGGAAUGUGUGAGCGCCUCUGGGCUGUACUUAAAGAUCAGAAUACUCCUGAGAUGUGGGGCCUCAGUCGAUCAUAUCAGAGCAGGACUUAAUGAGAUGCUGGAAUCUAAGGUGUCUCUUGAAGUGUGUCUGAGCACAGUGAAACUACUCAUGUCUGAAGACAGAGAAGUGCUGGCAUUUGAGUAUUUGAAACGUGUGUGUCAGCACUUUGAGUCGUCGCCUGACUUGGGAACUGCUCUCGUCUUGCACAUUGAGCUACUGCUGCAGAGAGGCAAGGAGCUGCUGGGCAAACAGAAGAUAGAGGAUAUCAUCACUGGCCACUACACAGGAAAACAGCUGACACCACAGGCCCUCACAAGUCUACAUGUCAUGCUGUGGGACAAAGCGUCCCAACACUUUGAGGCCAAGAACUAUUCUGAGGCUCUUCAGUGGUAUAACUACUCACUGAGUUUCUUCAAGGCAGGUCAAAUGGAGCCCAACUCAGCCAAACUGCAGAGGAACAGAGCUUCCUGUUUCCUGCAACUGAAGCAACUGGAAAAGGCGAAAGAAGCAAUUAAAGAAGCAGAGAGAUGUGAUCCUGACAACAUUUUCACUCAGUUCAGUGUUUACAAGAUUGCAGUGCAGGAGAACAAUGUGGAGAAAGCUGCAGAGGCAGUGAAUGCGAUGGGACUUCUGUCCAAGAGUCCUGCUGCUAGUGAGGACGGACUGCUGGUAUCUGAGAAUGCUGCUUCCAGUCUCCUCAGUCUGGCUGCACAGAUUGCUUUGGAGAAUGAACAACAGGAAACUGCGAUGAAGGCUCUGGAGAGGUUGUGUGACAACUCCAAAGAUGAAGCUCAAGUGCUGACUGCUCUCAGGUGUUUGGUUCGACUUGUGCUCUCCACAAUAGAAAAAUCAAGUGAUGAGACAAGGGAUGUGAAUCUGGAUGUCCUGCUGCCAUAUCUAAAAAUGGCUCUGCAGAAACUUUCACACCAAGCUCACAUGACUGUGGAGCAACGCACAGAGGAAGCUAACUGGUUCAGGAAGAUUGCGUGGAACUCGGCUCUGCAGUGCGAGAGCCGCCCUGACAGAAUGAGGGAUUUCUUUGUGCUCUCUUACCAGCUCUCCCAGUUGUGCCCUCCUGAUCGCACACUGCUCAUGGGUCAGAAGACGUGUCUGCUAAUGGCUGCUGCUGCAUCUCUGGAGCUCUGCAGGAAGUCUCUUCACUCUGUCCAGACUGAGGAGCUCACUCAGGCUCUGGAGCACAUUCAGAUCUGCUGCGAGGUGUGGAAAACCCUGAAAGCAUCAGGAGGCUUCCCAACGGACCCAACAGACACGCUGCUGCUGUUGUAUGAGUUUGAAGCUCGAGCGAAGCUGAAUGACCCAAAGGUUGAGACGGUUCUGGAGUCUGUCUUGGAGCUUGAAAAUGUUGAAACCAAGGUGCUAGAAACCAUUGCAGCCUUAGCCAUGGAGCCUCCAGCCCACUUCCCUCUGCUGUGUAAAAAGGCCUUGAGGGUUGCUCUCUCCCUGCACAGGAAACAACCACAGGCCGACCUGGCCCGCUGCAGCAAGUGUGUUCACAGCCUGAUCAAGCUGUCCCUCCCAAGCGGUGUGUCAGAGGUGGAGGCCCAUGUGCUGGAGGAGGUGUGGGACUACUACGAGGAGGCCCUGUCCAUCAUCGCAGCCGCACCGGACGACUUCCCAGAGAUGGAGACCCUGUGGCUGCUGACUCGGGCUUGGAACACGGGGAUACUGCUGUACAGCCUGGCGCAGUACCCCGAGGCUGAGAAGUGGUGUGGCCUCGCCAUGAGCUUCAUCCGCCACCUUGGAUCACUGCAGGAGAGCUACGAGACACAGAUGUCUGGUCUGUACAGUGAGAUCCUGGACAGGCUGGACAAAGCCAAGAAGAACCUCAUCAUGGAGGAGUAACUGAACAGGGACAUGUCAGCCCGUUUACCAGAGGUGUGAACUUGAGUCACAAAGUUGAUGACUUCAGACUCGACAAAAUCACAAGACUUGCAACUUGACCUAGACUUUAACACC
Epinephelus lanceolatus (giant grouper) is the source of this 2844-nucleotide messenger RNA. It is a transcript of the gene tex11, whose product is annotated as testis expressed 11. NCBI's taxonomy places the organism in Eukaryota, Metazoa, Chordata, Actinopteri, Perciformes, Serranidae. Gene Ontology annotation, biological process: meiotic cell cycle. The record is from RefSeq and is a predicted model, not a curated record. Gene Ontology annotation, molecular function: protein binding.